Cuscuta campestris is the source of this 2454-nucleotide messenger RNA. Lineage: Eukaryota; Viridiplantae; Streptophyta; Magnoliopsida; Solanales; Convolvulaceae. The record is from the annotation of a GenBank genome assembly.
CGCAUCGCCUCUUUUUUUACCUUCGCACUGCUUACUAGAAUCACAAUCUCAGAAAGAGAUCGAAGCGAGUUUGCAAAGAUAUCGUCGGCAAUGGCGGACACCGAGACGUUUGCCUUCCAGGCUGAGAUCAACCAGCUUCUGAGUCUGAUCAUCAACACUUUCUACAGCAACAAGGAGAUCUUUCUCCGUGAACUCAUCAGCAACUCUUCUGAUGCUCUGGAUAAGAUCCGAUUUGAGAGUUUGACUGACAAGAGCAAGCUAGAUGGUCAGCCUGAGCUCUUUAUCCACAUUAUCCCAGACAAGACCAAUAACUCCUUGACUAUCGUUGAUAGUGGUAUUGGUAUGACCAAGGCUGAUCUGGUGAACAACUUGGGGACUAUUGCUAGGUCUGGCACAAAAGAGUUCAUGGAAGCCCUUGCCGCUGGUGCUGAUGUGAGCAUGAUUGGUCAAUUUGGUGUGGGUUUCUACUCUGCUUACUUGGUUGCGGAGAAGGUUAUUGUGACAACAAAGCACAAUGAUGAUGAGCAGUAUGUGUGGGAGUCUCAAGCUGGCGGCUCUUUUACAGUUACCAGGGACACUGCUGGUGAGCCCCUAGGCAGGGGUACCAAAAUCACCCUCUUUCUCAAGGAGGACCAGCUUGAGUACCUUGAAGAGCGCCGUCUCAAGGACUUGGUCAAGAAGCAUUCUGAGUUCAUCAGCUACCCAAUUUCCCUCUGGGAAGAGAAGACCAUUGAGAAGGAAAUCUCUGAUGAUGAGGACGAGGAAGACAAGAAGGAUGAGGAAGGUAAAGUAGAAGAGAUAGAUGAAGAGAAGGAGAAGGAAGAGAAGAAAAAGAAGAAGAUUAAGGAGGUUUCCCAUGAGUGGGCUUUGGUUAACAAGCAAAAGCCAAUCUGGAUGAGGAAGCCUGAGGAGAUCACAAAGGAAGAGUAUGCUGCUUUCUACAAGAGUCUCACUAAUGACUGGGAAGAGCACUUGGCUGUCAAGCACUUCUCAGUUGAGGGGCAGCUUGAGUUCAAGGCUGUUCUCUUUGUCCCGAAGAGGGCUCCUUUUGACCUCUUUGACACAAAGAAGAAGCCAAACAACAUCAAGCUCUAUGUUCGCCGUGUCUUCAUCAUGGACAACUGCGAAGAAUUGAUUCCGGAGUACUUGAGCUUCGUUAAGGGAAUUGUUGAUUCUGAGGACCUCCCACUCAACAUCUCCCGUGAGACCCUUCAGCAAAACAAGAUCCUCAAGGUCAUCCGCAAGAACCUUGUCAAGAAGUGCAUUGAGCUCUUCUUUGAGAUUGCUGAGAACAAGGAGGACUACAACAAGUUCUACGAGGCUUUCUCAAAGAACCUCAAGCUAGGCAUCCACGAGGAUUCCCAGAACAGGACCAAGCUUGCAGAGCUUCUCCGUUACCACUCCACAAAGAGUGGUGAUGAGUUGACCAGCCUGAAGGACUAUGUGACCAGGAUGAAGGAGGGCCAGAAUGACAUCUACUACAUCACCGGUGAGAGCAAGAAGGCUGUAGAGAACUCUCCUUUCCUUGAGAAGCUCAAGAAGAAGGGAUAUGAAGUUCUCUAUAUGGUUGAUGCCAUUGAUGAGUACUCUGUUGGUCAGUUGAAGGAGUUUGAAGGGAAGAAGCUUGUUUCUGCAACCAAGGAAGGCCUGAAGCUUGAAGAGACUGAGGAUGAGAAGAAAAAGAAGGAAGAGCUGAAGGAGAAGUUUGAGGGUCUAUGCAAGGUGAUCAAGGACAUCCUCGGUGACAAGGUGGAGAAGGUUGUUGUCUCUGACCGUGUGGUUGACUCUCCAUGCUGUUUGGUCACCGGGGAGUACGGCUGGACUGCCAACAUGGAGAGGAUCAUGAAGGCCCAAGCUCUGAGGGACGCCAGCAUGGCAGGCUACAUGUCUUCCAAGAAGACAAUGGAGGUGAACCCCGAGAACCCCAUCAUGGAGGAGCUGAGGAAGAGGGCCGAUGCCGACAAGAAUGACAAGUCAGUCAAGGACCUCGUGCUCUUGCUGUUUGAGACUGCUCUCUUGACCUCUGGGUUCACCCUGGAAGAGCCCAACACCUUUGCCAACCGGAUUCACAGGAUGUUGAAGCUCGGCCUGAGCAUUGAUGAAGAUGAUGAAGCCGCGGGUGAUGAUGAGAUGCCAGCCCUGGAGGAGACCGAUGCCGAUGCUGAGGGCAGCAAGAUGGAGGAAGUUGAUUAAGUUUGCCACCCCGAUGCCCGUUUUUCUGUAUUGCUCUAUUUUUUCUCUUUUUGAAGUAGUGUCUUCCCCGUUCCCAUUCUCUUCUCUCUCCCCUAGUUGAGUUUUUGGUUUUUUUAUCAUCAGACUUCGUUUUGUGACAUUUUGAUUGAUAUCUUCCAAGUUCCUGUUAUUUUCCCAUCGUUGGUGUCAAACUCUUUUAUGUCAUACUACAUGAUUUUUGCAAUCGGAAGGGUGUUUAUUUAAGAAAGUGAGAUGUUUGUA